GGACGAUUCACCCUUGUAUCCCGGUUGAACUGGACGGUUCGCGGGAUUCCCUCUGUUAACUUUAGGCCUAUUCCAAUAGUUCAGACUUCAAGGCAAUUUUGCCCUUUUCGAAUUAACUAAUCACACUAUUCAACCCAUGCCUCAGACAGAAAUGUAAACUAAAAUACCAACGCCCCCACUCAACUCAUCCCUCAAGUCUCUAACUGUCGUCAGUCACUCUCAGGCCAGCCGGCGUCCGCUGCUCGGUUCUCGCAGGCGUCGCAACCCACAGCCCUCAGCCGGCUACUCACUGCCCGCAGCCCGCUGCCUACUGCCUACUGCCCACUGCCGACGCUCGCUAGUCGCGCCUCGAAGAUGGGGGGAGUAUUUUUGGGUAUGCCAGGAACGUGGGCAGGUAAUAUGCACGAAGCUGCUGACCAUUAUACAACAAAAAUCGGUGGACUUCCUGAUUGGCCUAUUCCUCUUCCUUCAGCAAGUGUUGAUUUAUUCAAAUGCAGUGCUUGUAGAAGUGAUUUGUCUCUUCUUGCACAGGUUUAUGCCCCAAUCUCACAUAAGAGUUUGAACAUUGAAGAGCGUGUAAUCUAUGUUUUUUGCUGUUUAAUGCCAGAAUGUGGGAGCUCUACUGUAAGCUGGAGAGCUCUUAGAAUCCAAAAGUCUGUAAAUGGUGAAGGUUUAAAGAGCCAGUCUGAUAAGGCUGUCUCCUCGUCUGCAUCUUCUGUAUCAGAUUCAAAGGAAGAAUGCAAGAGGGAUAUAUCGUCAUCUGACUCUUUGGAAGAGGAUGAUGAUGAAGAUGAUGAUGACAUAGACCUUGCUGAGUUGGGGAGAGCACUCUCUGAAGCUGCAAGCCUAGCUUCGCAAUCCAAGAAACAAAACCAUGGUCGUAAAUUAACUGCCAAAACUUCAUCCCCUGUCUGUGCAGACAGAGUAAUUGAUAAAAAGUUACCAGUGGUUCCUUGCUUCUAUAUAUAUGCUGAGGAAGAGAAACUUCCAAAAAAGGAUGCUUCUGUCUGUUCAAAAAAUAUCUCAUCUCCAAUCAAGGACCAUGAAAGUGAUCCUGAUACUAAAGAAGAAACAUGGGAGGUGGAAGAUUAUGAGUACGAUAGGGCAUUGAAUGCUGACAGGGUUUACCUUAAGUUCAAAAAGCGAGUAGAUGCAUAUCCAGAACAGUGUUUCAGAUACUCAUAUGGUGGAAGGCCGCUUUUGGCUUCUGAAGAUGCUGGUAAUCCAGGGAUGUGCAGGCUUUGUGGUGCAGCACGUCAAUAUGAAAUGCAGCUGAUGCCCCCAUUGCUGUAUUUUCUGCAGGAAGCCGUGAGCGAGAAAGAAAAACAUGCCUUGGAUAACUGGAAUUGGAUGACUUUAAUAGUGUAUACUUGCUCACAGAACUGUUCAAACGAUAACACUAGCGAUGAUGGCUGGACUGUGGCUGAGGAAGUUGUUGUCGUACAGUAUGAAUAGCAUCGAUUAAGAUAUGCUCCUGUACUAUCAAUAGAGUUUAAAAUAUGCUCUUGUCAUACUUUUUUUAGGAUUAUUGUUUGAAAUGAGGGAAGUUCACUAGCCUGAGUUCAAAGCCAAUAUACUGAACUCUAUGCUAUUGUCUGUUAUCCUUUUUAACAUUUUAAGCUUGUUAAAUCUAUAUCAUGUAUUUAUUUCAAUCUUCUUCACCUUC
Solanum lycopersicum (tomato) is the source of this 1666-nucleotide messenger RNA. RefSeq names its product probable 20S rRNA accumulation protein 4. The record is from RefSeq and is a predicted model, not a curated record. Lineage: Eukaryota; Viridiplantae; Streptophyta; Magnoliopsida; Solanales; Solanaceae. Gene Ontology annotation, cellular component: cytoplasm.